Molecule: messenger RNA, 957 nt
Organism: Plasmodium yoelii
Lineage: Eukaryota; Apicomplexa; Aconoidasida; Haemosporida; Plasmodiidae
Exons: 3
Coding region: 1-957 (318 amino acids)
Source: RefSeq, a predicted model, not a curated record
AUGUUGACUAGUAAAAUGUGUGAUCAGUUUGAUACUAUGUGGAGGGUUUUUCCCGAUGAAUUGAAGAAUUCUGGAGAAUAUGAUUUUAAAGGUGGAUCACUCAAUAGCUACUUCCCUAAUAAAAAAUAUGGAAAUGAUAUCGAUAAGAUUAAUGCUGGAUGUUUAUGGUUAUUUAAACAAUUUUAUGGAAGUCCAUAUAAUUUUUCGAGUAAUGCAAAUGGAAAUAUGAAUAUUGUUACAUACAUUAUGACAUGGAUAAGUUAUAAGUUAAAUCAAAAACCGCAAGACGGAAUCACCAAAUUUAACGAUUUUUAUAGUAGACACAUAAAAACUGUCGAUGAAUAUAAUAAUUCUAUAGAGGAUUCUACGGAAUAUACAAGUUAUAUUGACCUUAUGAAUAAAAAACAAAAAUUGAUGGAUAUUGAUAUUAGUGAUAUGUCUAAAUUUUAUAAUUUAUUUAAAAUCUUAUGCAAUGUGAUUAAUAAUGCUGGUAAGAAAGACGUUAGCAAAACAUAUUUAGAAUAUGCUGAUGAAUUUGUUACUGAAUAUCAAAAACUCAUUAAUAAUAAUAAUACUGAUACUGAAAACAGUUCAUACAGUCAAUUAUUGUCUACAUUAUCAAAUGAUUAUAAUGGGUUUGGAAAAAACAAAAUUGGUAAUACAUCAAUAAAUCUUCCUUCUCUACCAACAGAAAAAACAGAUGAAAAUGUUGGUAUAUCAGAUUCUAAAGAAACAAUAACUGUCUCCUCGAGUGAAAUGCCGGAAUCAGGUUCUAAAAUUGAAAUAUUAGAUUCUAAUUCAACAUCAUCAAGUUCAUCGAUAUUAAAUAAAUUAAUUUUAAUUCCAAUUAUAUUUGUUGCAACAUUAAUUUUAUUAGGAAUUGCAUAUAAGUAUUCAUUAUUUGGAUUUCGGAAACGAUCUCAAAAACAAUAUUUAAGAGAGAAGCUAAAAAAAUAA